AUGCCCUCCUUCACAGAGCCUGAGCAUCAGUCGCAAAGUCUGCCCUUUGAGAAGCCGACGCCACGUCCACCCAGGUCGCCAACAGUAGCCAACAAUAUCCGGUCUCGAAACCGUCGUCGAGAGUAUCUCGAGAGACAUCCAGAGUACUUUUCCGACGCUGAACACGAGCUGGCAGACCCCCUACUAUAUGACAGCUUGGUUCGCAAAUUCCAGACACCAGCCGAGCGUGAGGUCGAAGGCAAGGCCAAGGGCUACUCUGGAGUUCUAGAGAGCUCCCUGCACAGGGGCGAGGCUCGUCUUGCCGACUUGAAAUCAUCAACUGAUGACACUACAACAUCGGAGCCCGCGAGAGAUUUCACAACUGAAGCCGAUCUUUCCAAAACAAAGACAAAGGAAGAGGGCCUUCAGAGAUGGCAUGAGUUUCUCACGGAACGUUUUGUCCGAGGCCACGACGAGGAUUUCGAUUACAGUCUGAUCGACGACAACGAAGACUACGACGUCAUGGAGAGACGUGAUGCCGAGGAAGCCUGGUUCGAUGAAGAGGAUCCCGAGUGGGCCAGCGAUGCAGACGAGGGAGCCCAAACCACACGGGGCCAAACCGGCAUUCAGGACUUCUGA
Colletotrichum paranaense is the source of this 618-nucleotide messenger RNA. Its product is annotated as coiled-coil domain-containing protein. The record is from RefSeq and is a predicted model, not a curated record. The transcript is spliced from 2 exons. Bases 1 to 618 code for a protein of 205 amino acids. NCBI's taxonomy places the organism in Eukaryota, Fungi, Ascomycota, Sordariomycetes, Glomerellales, Glomerellaceae.